Messenger RNA from Mycotypha africana, 609 nucleotides. Its product is annotated as O-methyltransferase. The record is from RefSeq and is a predicted model, not a curated record. Gene Ontology annotation, molecular function: O-methyltransferase activity; S-adenosylmethionine-dependent methyltransferase activity. The transcript is spliced from 4 exons. NCBI's taxonomy places the organism in Eukaryota, Fungi, Mucoromycota, Mucoromycetes, Mucorales, Mycotyphaceae. The coding region runs from base 1 to 609 and encodes 202 amino acids.
AUGAUGAUCAGUCCUCUGCAAGCCAAAUUAUUGCAUCAAUUGGUAUGCAUAUUCAAACCUUGUCGAGUACUUGAAAUUGGUGGUUUCACCGGAUAUUCAGCUAUUGCGAUGGGAUCCGCAUUAUCACUAUCUUCGCCCAACGCCAAAUUGAUAUCAUUAGAAAGUAACAUAGAGCAUAUAAGAUUAGCCAGUUGUUAUGUACAGAAGGCGAAACUGAGUAGCGUAAUUAGUUUUAUUGCAGGUUCUGCAGAAGACAGCAUAGAAAAAUUGCAUGAAAUGCAACGAGGAAAACAUGAAAUGUUUGAUUUUAUUUUUCUAGAUGCGAACAAAAACGCGUAUACGAACUACUUCGAUCUAAUUAUGCGAUAUGAUCUCUUGAGUGAUAACGGCAUCAUGAUUGUUGAUAACGUGUUACAUUGGGGUCAGGUACAUAAGGAAGCCGGAUAUGAAGAAGCUGCAAACCGGCAAAAGAUCAGUAAAAAUGUGAGAAAAGUAGCGUCGAAGGUGCAUAAAUUCAAUAAGCAUGUUAAAGAAGACCCAAGGGUCGACGUGGUAAUACUUCCUUUAUUUGAUGGUUUAUCUAUUAUUCGGAAAAAACAUGUGUCAUAA